Parasteatoda tepidariorum (common house spider) is the source of this 730-nucleotide messenger RNA. Its product is annotated as lysosomal acid phosphatase-like. Gene Ontology annotation, biological process: dephosphorylation. Gene Ontology annotation, molecular function: phosphatase activity. The record is from RefSeq and is a predicted model, not a curated record. NCBI's taxonomy places the organism in Eukaryota, Metazoa, Arthropoda, Arachnida, Araneae, Theridiidae.
UAUCUAUAUGGCCAUAAGAGAACUAGAUAUAAACCACAAAAUUUUUUUCGUUCGUUUCAGUCGUUAAUACUAACAGAAGAAAAUGAACGCCACCUCCUGGCUUAGUAAAAAUGUAUUUAUUGUGGUACUGGUCACUCUGGUCAACUUAAUUAAAGCGGCAAAUAAUAAUUAUAAACUGGAGUUUGUUCAGUUGAUGUAUCGACAUGGUGAUCGAGCUCCAGAACAGCUUUAUCCAACAGAUCCUAAUCCAGCAUCUUCCUGGCCAUUGGGCUUAGGAUCUUUAACCCAACUUGGUAAAAGAGAACAUUAUCUAUUGGGCAAACUUUUCCGACAAAUGUAUCAAGGUUUCUUCACUACCAAGCCAACUGAGGUCGAUGCUGUGAGCACCGAUGUCGAUCGUUGUUUGGCUAGUGCCGAAGCAAACUUUGCAUCUUUUUACGCUCCAACUCCCGAAUGGAAAUUUGUGGAGGAUUUUGAUUGGCAGCCUAUACCUAUUACUUCGAUUCCUGUUGCCUUAGACAAGUUUUUAGGAAGUACAAACUGUCCUGCAUUUCAGAAGGAGUUAAAUAAGGAACUAAACUCACCAACCAAUCAAGCAUUUAACGCUAAGCACCAAAAGUUGUAUAAAUAUCUUACAAAAUAUAGUGGAGCUCAAAUAACAGAUUACCUUUCUGCUCGGGAUCUUUACGACGUUUUGUUCAUUGAGGUAAUACAUAUUAUUAUUUCUUGA